Malaya genurostris is the source of this 6344-nucleotide messenger RNA. It is a transcript of the gene Ca-alpha1D, whose product is annotated as muscle calcium channel subunit alpha-1. The transcript is spliced from 27 exons. Gene Ontology annotation, molecular function: high voltage-gated calcium channel activity. Gene Ontology annotation, cellular component: voltage-gated calcium channel complex; membrane. Bases 737 to 6163 code for a protein of 1808 amino acids. NCBI's taxonomy places the organism in Eukaryota, Metazoa, Arthropoda, Insecta, Diptera, Culicidae. Gene Ontology annotation, biological process: calcium ion import across plasma membrane. The record is from RefSeq and is a predicted model, not a curated record.
UGUGGCGGAGUGAUCUGUUGUCAUUAAAUCAUAUUUUAUAUUAUAUAGUAUGUUUGAACAGUUUACUAGCGUAGUUUGAACAACACUUUCAAAUUUCUUAAAAUUAGAAGUCGUGCGUGCACGUCCAUUGAGUAGAAUAUAUGUUUAUACCAUAUGACAUUGUUGACGUACAAGACAUACUAAUGUACUGAGGAACACCAUGUGCUUCCUUCGCUUAUUGUACUAUAUGAAUACUAAAAAAUAAUUGUUUUUAUUGUAUCUUGUGAAAAAUUAAAGUAUUCGCUGUCGUGAGUACUCUUUUAAACGUUUAAAUAGAAGAAGUUUUUUCUUUUCUACAAUGAUAACGACCCAACCAUGCACAGUUUCAUUAAUAAUUGCAUAAAAACCUGAAAAUGGAUACUUUAACAGCCUCAUUCAGUCCAGGUGAGGAUACAAAUGCAUUAUGUGGAUGUUAUUAUAGAAAAGAACCAUUUCGGAAUAAGGGGACCAAUUACAUUUAACAUCGUGUGGCGUAACAGUCAAAAAUUCUUCAAGUGAAGAGGCCGAUCAUAAAAUUCUAGUAGAAAAUAAACCAAAAUCAAACAAGUCUAGAAGAACGAAGCAAAAUUUUAUUGUAGGGCUGUUAAGGAGGACUAGGAACGCUGAAGGGAAUCAAAUACGCAAUUCGAGAUUAUUUAGUAGGAGACAGCAUUCACUUGUGGAUGUUUGGCAAGCGACUCUUAGAUCUACAACUGCCAUGAGUCAGCCCGCUGCUCCAAUUAUUGAACAGGAUGAUCCAGUCCCUACAAAAGGAUUCGCCCCAGCCUUGACAACGGCUCCUAAGAAACCAACAAGACGCGCUGGUGUCAAACCACAGCCUGAUCGUCCAGCUAGAGCUUUGUUUUGCUUAACUUUGAAGAAUCCGCUGCGAAAACUGUGUAUCGAUAUUGUGGAAUGGAAGCCAUUUGAAUAUUUAAUCCUAAUAACAAUUUUUGCUAAUUGUGUUGCUUUGGCUGUUUAUACACCAUUCCCGAAUAGUGAUUCAAACAUCACGAAUGCUGCUUUGGAGAAAAUCGAAUAUGUAUUCCUAGUGAUUUUCACGGCUGAAUGUGUAAUGAAAUUAAUUGCAUAUGGAUUCAUAUUACAUCCGGGAUCAUAUUUACGGAAUGGAUGGAAUAUUUUGGAUUUCACUAUUGUUGUCAUAGGUAUGAUUUCUACAGCAUUGUCUAACUUGAUGAAAGAAGGAUUCGAUGUCAAAGCCCUACGAGCGUUUCGUGUGCUAAGACCUCUACGAUUAGUAUCGGGAGUACCAAGUUUACAAGUUGUUCUCAAUUCAAUUCUGCGAGCCAUGGUGCCUUUAUUACAUAUUGCUCUUCUUGUUUUGUUCGUGAUUAUUAUAUAUGCAAUCAUAGGACUUGAGCUAUUCUCAGGGAAACUACACAAAUCUUGCUUCCAUAAUAUUACAGGUGAAAUUAUGGAUGACCCUCAUCCUUGUGGAGAGGAUGGAUUUCGAUGCGAAACUAUCUCAUCUGAUAUGGUAUGCCGUUUAUACUGGGAUGGUCCGAACUUCGGAAUUACCAAUUUCGAUAAUUUUGGUCUAUCAAUGCUUACUGUGUUUCAAUGUGUCACAUUGGAGGGAUGGACCGAUAUGUUGUAUUAUAUACAAGAUUCUAUGGGUAGUGCUUGGCAAUGGGUUUACUUCAUAUCUAUGGUGAUAUUAGGUGCUUUCUUCGUUAUGAAUCUAAUUCUUGGUGUUUUGAGUGGUGAGUUUUCUAAAGAAAGAACAAAAGCAAAAAAUCGUGGCGAUUUUCAAAAAUUGCGUGAGAAGCAACAAAUAGAAGAAGACUUACGAGGAUAUUUAGAUUGGAUUACACAAGCAGAAGACAUAGACCCGGAAAACGAAGAAGACGCUUUACAGGAUGGGAAAACUAUAACAGCCAUGGAAAUCGAUUCUACUGAACACUUGGGUGAAGAAGUAGAAAUUCAACAAGAAUCGUGGUUAGUAACAAAAAAGAAGAACAUAGAUCGUGUCAAUCGAAGACUUCGCAGAGCUUGCAGGAAAGCAGUAAAAUCACAAGCGUUUUAUUGGCUCAUAAUUGUUUUAGUAUUUCUUAACACCGGUGUGUUAGCAACGGAACAUUACCAACAACCACGUUGGUUAGAUGAUUUUCAAGAGUACACAAACAUGUUUUUCGUAGCAUUAUUCACAAUGGAAAUGUUACUGAAAAUGUACAGUCUAGGCUUCCAAGGAUAUUUUGUAUCGCUUUUCAAUCGUUUCGACUGUUUCGUAGUUAUAGGUAGUAUUGGAGAAAUGAUAUUGACCAGUUCACACAUAAUGCCGCCGUUAGGAGUAUCUGUGCUUCGAUGCGUACGACUUUUACGAGUUUUCAAAGUCACUAAGUACUGGCAGUCGCUGUCCAAUUUAGUAGCAUCUCUGCUGAACUCAAUACAGUCCAUUGCUUCUCUGCUAUUACUACUUUUUCUGUUCAUAGUAAUAUUUGCUCUAUUGGGUAUGCAGGUCUUCGGUGGAAAGUUCAACUUCAAUAGUGCCGUAGACAAACCUCGUUCGAACUUUGACAGUUUUGUGCAAAGUUUGUUAACGGUAUUCCAGAUUCUUACUGGCGAGGAUUGGAACACUGUCAUGUAUGAUGGAAUCCAGGCGUACGGAGGUGUAGCAUCAAUUGGAAUAUUGGCCAGUAUUUACUUCAUCAUUCUAUUCAUAUGCGGUAAUUAUAUUCUGUUGAACGUGUUUUUAGCUAUCGCAGUUGAUAAUCUUGCGGAUGCUGAUUCUCUAACUACAGUAGAGAAGGAAGAAGGCGAUGAAGAUGAAACAGGCGAAGAAAAACCAAUAUCUCAUGAAGUAACCCCAAUAGGUAUUGCUGAUGAUGGUUUUAUGGAGCAUGAGAAGGAUAAUGCAGACUCGGAGAACGACAUACACAUGUUGGAAGACUAUGAACAAAACGGAUCUGAAACAAAAAUAACACUUCCAGAUGAUGAUGAGGGAUACGAAGACCAAGAUACUCAAGAUUUCAAUUGUCAAGAUCAAGAUUAUCACUUGGCGCGACCUCGCCGAAUGUCUGAGCUAAACGUAGCUAAUAAAAUACUACCAAUUCCUCCGGGGUCUUCGUUUUUCAUUCUAUCUCAAACAAACAGGGUUCGAGUGUUUUGUCACUGGUUGUGUAAUCACAGUACCUUCGGAAAUAUUAUCUUAGUCUGCAUUAUGUUCUCUUCUGCUAUGUUAGCUGCCGAAGACCCACUUAAUGCUACUUCAGAAAGGAAUCAAAUUCUUAAUUAUUUCGAUUAUUUUUUUACAUCUGUAUUUACCAUCGAACUACUGUUAAAACUUAUAUCGUAUGGAUUCCUGUUACAUGAUGGUGCCUUUUGUCGGUCGGCAUUCAAUUUACUUGAUUUAUUAGUGGUUUGCGUAUCUCUCAUAUCUAUGUUCUUCAGUUCUGGAGCGAUUUCUGUGAUCAAGAUACUGCGUGUUUUGAGGGUAUUAAGACCACUACGUGCAAUUAAUCGCGCCAAAGGAUUAAAGUACGUAGUGAAAUGUGUAAUAGUUGCAAUAAAAACCAUAGGCAACAUUAUGCUAGUCACCUAUCUACUUCAAUUUAUGUUUGCGGUUAUUGGAGUGCAAUUGUUCAAGGGUAAAUUUUUUUCAUGUUCUGAUGGAUCGAAGAUGCAAGAAGCAGAUUGCCAUGGAACAUAUCUCGUAUAUGAGGACGGCAAUGUCGAUAAACCUGUUUCUAAGGAACGGGAGUGGACCAAAAAUCGAUUCCACUUUGAUGACGUUUCAAAAGCAAUGCUCACACUAUUCACAGUGUCAACGUUUGAGGGGUGGCCAGGCCUUUUGUACGUAUCAAUCGAUUCUCACGAGGAGGAUUCUGGGCCUAUUCAUAACUUCAGGCCCAUUGUAGCGGCGUAUUACAUAAUAUACAUCAUUAUCAUCGCCUUUUUUAUGGUAAACAUUUUUGUCGGUUUCGUUAUCGUAACUUUCCAAAAUGAAGGUGAACAGGAGUAUAAAAAUUGCGAUUUAGAUAAAAACCAACGAAACUGCAUAGAAUUCGCUCUCAAAGCUAAACCUAUUCGACGGUAUAUUCCAAAACAUAGAAUACAAUACAAAGUGUGGUGGUUUGUAACAUCGCAACCAUUCGAAUAUAUGAUAUUCAUUCUUAUCAUGAUCAACACAAUUACGUUAUCAAUGAAAUUCUAUCGGCAACCAGAAAUGUAUACGGACAUACUAGACUCAUUGAACUUGAUAUUUACUGCAGUUUUUGCUUUGGAGUUUGUAUUUAAACUUGCUGCCUUCAGAUUCAAGAACUAUUUCGGUGAUGCGUGGAAUGUUUUUGACUUCAUAAUAGUUCUUGGAAGUUUCAUUGAUAUUGUAUACUCUGAAGUGAACAUCAAUAAAGGUCAAAAGCAAGCUUCGAGUAUAAUUUCAAUUAAUUUCUUCCGACUGUUUCGUGUCAUGCGACUCGUCAAGCUAUUAGCUCGAGGCGAAGGUAUUAGAACUCUGUUGUGGACCUUCAUUAAAUCGUUUCAAGCACUCCCGUAUGUAGCUUUGCUGAUUGUUAUGUUGUUUUUCAUCUACGCGGUUAUCGGAAUGCAGGUAUUUGGCAAGAUUGCAAUGGAUGACGAAACUUCAAUUCAUCGAAACAAUAAUUUUCAAACAUUCCCACAAGCUGUGCUUGUUCUGUUUCGUUCAGCAACUGGAGAAGCUUGGCAGGAUAUUAUGUUGGCUUGUUCGUCCCGACCAGGUGAAGUUAACUGCGACCCACUAUCAGACGACGCUGGUUCACUCGAAGGGUGUGGCUCUAGCAUUGCAUUUCCGUAUUUUAUUUCUUUCUACGUUUUGUGUUCAUUUCUUAUCAUAAAUUUAUUUGUUGCUGUCAUCAUGGAUAAUUUUGAUUACCUUACACGUGAUUGGUCAAUUUUGGGUCCGCAUCAUUUAGAUGAAUUUGUAAGAUUGUGGAGUGAAUAUGACCCUGACGCAAAGGGAAGAAUAAAACAUUUAGAUGUCGUUACGCUACUCAGGAAGAUUUCUCCGCCGUUAGGCUUUGGUAAGUUAUGCCCUCAUCGUGUCGCAUGUAAAAGAUUGGUUUCGAUGAAUAUGCCACUUAAUAGUGAUGGAACGGUCCUUUUCAAUGCAACCUUAUUUGCUGUUGUAAGAACAUCACUCAAAAUCAAGACAGAAGGAAAUAUUGAUGAUGCCAAUGCAGAACUCAGAUCAACUAUAAAGCAAAUAUGGAAACGGACAGCUUCCAAGCUUUUGGAUCAGGUUGUUCCUCCUCCUGGUGUCGACGAUGAAGUAACAGUGGGCAAAUUUUACGCUACUUUCCUUAUACAAGACUAUUUCAGACGAUUCAAGAAACGGAAAGAAAAUGUAGACAAUAGGCAUGUAGACUUUGAUACCCGGCGCACUACAACAUUGCAAGCAGGGUUGAGAACAUUACAUGAAGCUGGCCCGGAACUUAAGCGUGCAAUUUCUGGUAAUCUAGAGGAUAUAGAUGAUGAUAAUCCAGAACCAAUCCACAGGAGAAAUCAUACGCUAUUUGGUAACAUGUGGACGACUAUACGAAAACCAGCGCAAUUUCCCAAAAAAGGCAACAAUGUUGCUCCUAAAUCAUCUGUCACUUCUGCAGCUGCAACAUCUGCAAUGCAUGCUGUUAUUUCUGCGAAAACGGUGUCACAUGAUUCUAACUACAGUGACAAUAUUCCACUUCACCCACUCUUACUGGAUGGAAGCAGUAUAAAUCAAACUGGUCGGAUAUACAAUUCGAAUGAAAACGAUAUGAGAGAAGACUAUAUGGGAAAUCUUGCAAUUAACGAAUCCAAUGGAUGUGGCGGUAAAAAUGAAAACAGUAUGCGCACUGAAAAGGAUCUUCCUACGCUAACGGAUUCAUUAAAACGAAACGGAAAGUCAGUAGCAGUAAUUGGUUCAGCUGAAAGCCUAGUUGGAAGAGUUUUACAGGAACAAGGACUUGGUAAAUACUGUGACCACGUUUUAGUUCACUGUGCACAGUUAGAAAUGCUAGAGGCUUUGGAAAUGACACAAGAAGAAAUGGAUCUGGCUGCUCACGAGCUUAUACUUCAAGAGAGGUUCAACCGAAACAAUAACCAGUUGAAAGCAUACCACCAGAAUGAAAAGCGAGAUAUAACUAAAUCUUUAAAAAGAGAUAAUUGAAAUUAAAAGCCAAUAUUCGUUUUUGAUUAUAUAACAUUUAGAUAGCUCAAAUGUUAAUUUCAAAAACCAAAAACCAAUCGAUACCUUCAGCGACUGGAAACAUGGAAAGACGUUUUCUAAAUGUAUAAAUUGUCGAAUGAAAUAAAAACAAGCAUUUUUAUAGAAAACAUUAAAACAUAAA